This is a messenger RNA of Eurytemora carolleeae, 4599 nucleotides long. RefSeq names its product transient receptor potential cation channel protein painless. Gene Ontology annotation, molecular function: protein binding; monoatomic ion channel activity. Gene Ontology annotation, biological process: transmembrane transport; monoatomic ion transport. Bases 2 to 3262 code for a protein of 1086 amino acids. The record is from RefSeq and is a predicted model, not a curated record. NCBI's taxonomy places the organism in Eukaryota, Metazoa, Arthropoda, Copepoda, Calanoida, Temoridae. Gene Ontology annotation, cellular component: membrane. The transcript is spliced from 41 exons.
AAUGUUUGGAAAACGAGAGGAUGAGGGAAUCCCUCUGUAUUCUCUCCAACAGGAGAAAAAGAAUACGAAGAAAUCUGAGUUUAUCAGAGUUGGAAGCUGUAUUUCAGAUCCACAGACCAAUGUACUUGAAUGUGUACUGCAUCAAGAUCAUGAUGGACUAACCUCUGUACUUGCUGAAGUUGCUCCUGAUGAAGAUGGGGUUGAAGCUUCUCAGAAUUAUCCUUUACCCCCUGACCACUGGAUUAACCAGCCUACAUCAAAGCUUGGAAACUUCAGAACACUGCUUCACAUUGCAAUUGAACAGAUUGAUUUGAAAUCAGUUUGUUUAUUACUGAGAGGAGGGGCUAGGGCAGAUCUUCAUAAUGAAGACCUUGGAGUCUCACCUGUACAUGUUGCUUGUCAGGUGAAUAGCUUGGAUAUACUAGCUGAGCUAGUGAGGGAUCCCAGGAACUCUGGUAACAUCAACGCCGGGAUGAGAGAUGGUAGAACAUGUCUGCACAUAGCUGCAGACAAAAACAGGUUGGAGAUUCUUCAAUUUAUUUUGGAAAAUAAAGCUCUUCAAACAGUAGAUCCAGAGGAUUUGAGGGGUAGACAAACACCCUUGUAUUUAUCAGUUAAAAAGAAAAAUAUAGAGGCUGUCAGACUUUUGUUGGAAAACGGUGCACAGUUGUUGAAUACAGUUGACAAUAAAACCAUCAGGGAACACAUGAAAGAGAAUAUACCGAAUUUUAAUCCAGAAUCCGUUCAAAUUAAGAUCAAGAUAAAAGAGAGGAAUGGUGAGGAUGUUGCAUACUCCCUUAACCGUAUCCUAGAUAAAGCGCAGAUGAACAUCAUCAAGAACUUACCAAACUCUCAGGAACUUAUCCAGUUCAAAACCUUUAUCCAGUCUCUGAUUGCAAUGGAUAAAAAACUUCUAGACAGCUACGACUGUGGAGGAUUCACGUUUCUUCAAAAGAGCUGUGAGUACGGAUUUUCUGAAUUUGUCCAUAUUCUCCUGGAGAACGGAGCUCAUCCAAACCAAACCAUGGAAACCAACUCUACUAAACCUGUUCUGCUUGCUGCAUAUGGAGGCCAUCAAGGGGUACUCCAGGUUCUUCUACAACAUAAGAUUGAUUCCCUUGAAGGAGGACAGGUCGUGAACCUGACAGUUCAAGAGAAAACAAAGGAGACAGUUCUCCAUUAUGUACUCAGUAAGCCCAGCAGAGGUCCCCGGAUUCAGGGAGGUGACUACCCCGGGUGUUUAAAUCUCCUACUGGAGUGUAAGGACAGAAGCGUGGUGGAUGAAUUGAACCGUAUAAUGAACUGGUCUGACCGUCAAGGGAAUACAGCUCUACACUACGCUACCCAACUAUGGACCCAGGAAACUGUUCGAAAACUUCUUGAACGCGGAGCUAAUAUCGGAGUUAAGAACCGAUGGAGUGAAACACCCAUCUCAAAAAUUCUCCCGGAAACGAUGGAAUCGUUCCUUGACGAGUUCUGUCUCACCUCGACGAACGAUGUUCAGCACGAGGACUUCGAGUUGAAGUUUCGAUAUUCGUUCCUGGCUCCACCUGUGGAUAGUCCUAACUUCGAUGAACAUGAUCCUGAAGGAAGGGAGAUGGUGGAGAAUAGAGCCCUGCCUGAGACCGAGAGUCUAUGGUAUAUGGCGGAUAGUCAGUACCAUCGACACCUGCUCAAGCAUCCUGUUAUUACAAGCUUUCUAUGGAUGAAAUGGCAACGGAUAAGAAAAUAUUUCAACCGAGGACUGAGGGUUUAUCUUCUCUUUGUCACCUGCUUAUCCUGGUUUAUCUUUGAGGCUUACGGUGGAGUUUCCUACAGGGUGAAUUCUAAAACAGAUACUAAUAGUUCUUCCCCGGAAUCUACUGAAAGUACCGUAGAAGAGAAGGAACAGCGUUCACUCUGCUCAGUGAACCUGGAGCCAACGGAGAGCCGCGGAUUUUGGUAUGUCGUCUUCAUUUUGCAAUCAAUUAUUCAGAUAUUUAUGAUACUGCGGGAUUGGUACAGAGAUCUCAGGCAAUCUGAUCUUAAAACUGCUUUUCAGGAUGUACUGCAUCCAUUGAUAGUAAAGGUUUUGUUUACAAGUUGGAUUGAAUAUUUUAUCCUGUCAUCUAUAGUAGUUCUUAUAAUACUUAGUACACAAGCAUUAGUCUACAUACUCACAAUACUUAUACUCAUGGUAGCACUUAGGGAGGUUCUACAAAUGAUGGUAUCCCUGAAAAGAUAUAUAUUUGACAUAGAAAACUUGUUUGAGCUUGUCAUGCUUGCACUAGUGUGUAUCUGUCUCUAUGUACCGGAACACUAUUUGUACAACGGCUGCCUUCUUAAGAGACAUCUAGCGGGGUUUGCUCUAGUCAUAGCUUGGGCUACCCUGAUUACUCUAGUUGGAAGACAUCCUAAACUAUCGAGAUACAACAUCUACGUGACCAUGUUCUACAAGGUGUUGAAAAGCUUUAUACUGUUCCUGACCUGGUAUUCUUUCUUUAUCAUUGCAUUUGGUCUCGGCUUCUACAUUAUGCUACACAGAGACGUGCCUGGGUAUACCCCUAAAGAGGGAGAGGAUGAGUACAAGUUUUUCGAAGACCCCUGGCUGUCUCUGGUUAAAACAGGAACUAUGUUUAUAGGGGAGAUUGAGUUCUCCAAUAUACCAAUAGAUUUGACGACCAAGGUUGGAAUACUCGGAUACAUCUUUCUCAUUUGUUUUAUUUUCCUGAUUGUUGUUGUUCUGAUGAAUUUACUGAAUGGGUUGGCUGUCAGUGAUACAGGGAUAAUAAGAGAAGAAGCGGAGAUAGUAACAUAUAUCUCUAGAGUCGAAACAAUAUCAUGUACCGAAGCUGUACUCCUUGGAGAUCCGUUCAAUUUUCUUGCAAACUGGCCAGCCAUCGCCUUUCUCAGAGAUGUUCCCAGCAUGGCGUUUUGUAGAAGCCUUUAUAGGAACAGUCUGGUCAGAAAUAUUUCUAAUAAGAUAACGGGUGCUACAGGUAUACUUUUGUUCUAUACCUGGCUACCAGAUAAAGAACUGGUUUUGCAACCAAACAGGAGAACAAACCGGUUUGUUUGCAUGCCAACAGAUUGCAUGGGAGCAGAGAUAAUUCAAGCAGCUAAAGAUAUUGUUAUCAAGAAGACUCGUCUGGGGUUGGAAGGACCCGGAGAAAUAUCUGAUCUUCUCCUCAACCUACAGAAGAACCAGGAGAACUUACAGGAUCAAAUUCUUAACCUGGCAACCAAACUAGAUCUAGUUCUAACCAAACUCAAUACAAGAUAAGCCAAACUAGAUCUAGUUCUAACAAAACUCAAUACUAGAUAAACCAAACUAGAUCUAGUUCUUGACAAACUUGAUACUAGAUAAACCAAACUAGAUCUAGUUCUCACCAAACUCAACAAUGAAUAAACCAAGCUGGAUCUAGUUCUAACCAAACUCAAUACUAGAUAAGACAAACUAUAGAUCUAGUUCUCAUCAAACUCAUUACUAGAUAAGCAAAGCUAGAUCUUGUUCUCACCAAACUCAAUACUACUAGAUCGGCCAAUCUAUAUCUAGUUCUUACCAAACUAAAUACUAGAUAAACCAAACUAGAUAUAGUUUGUACCAAAAAAAUACUAGAUAAACCAAACUAGAUCUAGUUCUUACCAAACUAAAACUAGAUAGACCAAGAUUGAUCUAGUUUUAAUCAAACUCCAUACUAGAUGAGCCAAACUAGAUCUAGUUUUCACCAAACUCAAUACUAGAUAAUCCAAAAUAGAUAUAGUUUGUGCCAAACUAAAUACUAGAUAAACCAAAAUAGAUCAAGUUCUUACCAAACUCAAUAUUAGAUAAGUCAAACUAGAUCUAGUUUUCACCAAACUCAAUAUUACAUCAGCCAAACUAUAUCUAGUUCUUACCAAACUAAAUACUAGAUAACCCAACCUAAUUCUAGUUCUAAGCAAACUCAAACUAUAUAUACCAAACUAGAUAUAGUUCUUACCAUACUGAAACUAGAAAAACCAAACUAUAUCUAGUUCAAGGCAAACUCUAACUAGAUAAACCAAACUAGAUCUAGUUCUUACCAAACUAAAACUAGAUAAACCGAACUAUAUCUAGUUCUAAGCAAACUCAAACUAUAUAGACCAAACUAGAUCCAGUUCUUUUAAGUAGCUACACAACAACAUAAAAAAGAACAAGAUUUGGAAUUUUUCUUAGCUAUUCUUGUUUAAAACUUUUGAAAGUGUGUAUGACCAUGAUCUUUAUUUUAUAUAUUGUUAUUGUUCUUACAUAAGCAUUCAUAAGCCUGAUACUAAAUGAUAAAAGAUAUGUACAUAUAAUGUAACACUUUAUGUUUUUGAAGAGUGUUCGCGAAAAAUGAAAGGGGGCCUACGUCGAAAAAUAUUCGAAGAACGUAUCGUCAAUAUUAUUUUUUAUUUGUUUAAUAUAAAAUGCACUUAAAACUACGAUUUUUUGUCCGAAAAGUGUCGCUGACACGAGGAACAAUGCAGAAACAUCGAGAUUAGAGACACUCGGCAGCCAACUAAUUAUCGUUUAAACUGCAUCAUAUAUAAAAACAAAUCAAUAAUAUUAUGAAAACUCCACUGUAUACGUCGAAAAAAAAUCGAUGAUUAUAGGUUGUA